Brassica napus (rape) is the source of this 6113-nucleotide messenger RNA. RefSeq lists its product as uncharacterized. Gene Ontology annotation, molecular function: sulfotransferase activity. The coding region runs from base 5191 to 5907 and encodes 238 amino acids. NCBI's taxonomy places the organism in Eukaryota, Viridiplantae, Streptophyta, Magnoliopsida, Brassicales, Brassicaceae. The transcript is spliced from 5 exons. The record is from RefSeq and is a predicted model, not a curated record.
GAAGAAGAAAAAGACAGUCCCCAUGGUUUAAUGUCAGUGGCUCGACUUUCCACGAGGUUGAAACUUUAUAAUUUUAUACAAAAUCUCUCUGCUCAGACCCUUAAAAUGCUAAUCUCUUUUGGCCUACUUCUUCUUCUUCUUCUUCCUUGUCAGAUUCUCUGUAGAAAAUCCAUGAAUCCAUCUCCUCCCCCUAUCUAAAGCUCCCUCUUCUUCUCUUCUAACGUUUGCUCUGUUUCAGAAGCUUCCAGAAGCAUCAAUGGCGGAGUUCAUCUGUUUAUACGGAAAGGACAGUGCAGCGAUUGUAAUAAAGCAACCAAAGAGAUCACCUCUGUUCCUAAGAAUGAUAGUUUUGGUGUUUGCAAUGGUCUGUGUAAAGUAGCUCGAACACACACACGAUUAUAAAGAACUUGCUCUCUUUAUUGAAUGCCUUAGAAAAUAUGCUCAAAACUAAAACACUCCUCUAUCGUUAUAUCAAUACCACAACUCGGUAUGUAUAUAUAUAUUAGAGUAGAUUUCCUUUUCCUAAUAGUUAUAGAUAACUCCUAAGACUACUAGGUUUAUCUUAAGCUUGUCUUAUCCUUAUCCAACUUGAUAAAGGAUAUCUUGAGCUUCAAGCUAUCAAAGCUUACCCAACAUUCUCCUUCUUGAGCUUUGAAUCCUUCUUAGACAAGUCUUGAACUCCUAUCAAGUCUCUCAUCUCAACGAACAUGAUUCUUGCCAAAGCUUUCGUGAGGAUGUCGGCCUUUUGUAAUGUUCCUGGUACAUGCUCGACGUCGACGAGCUCUCUCUCAAUGCAUUCUCGAAUGAAAUGGUACCGUUUAUGUAUGUGCUUGCUCUUGCCGUGAAAAACAGGGUUCUUGGUAAGCUCUAUAGCCGACUUGUUAUCAAUCUUGAUAAGGACUCUUUCUACCUUCCAGCCCGUGAUCUCGCUUAGAAGGUCUUGGAGCCAUAUGGCCUGGCGUGCUGCUUCAGUUGCGGCCAUAAACUCUGCCUCGCACGAUGAGAGUGCAACUGUGUUCUGUUUCUGUGAACACCAAGUGAUCGGUGAGGUUCCAAAGUAAAACAUGUGACCCGUGGUGCUUCUUCCAUCGUCUUGGUCUAUGUUGUGACUGCUAUCACUAUAGCCAGUCAGUUUCUUUGUCCCUUCUCGUUUGUAUUUUAGCCCAUAUGCAGAAGUUCCUUGUAGAUAUCUCAUAAUUUGCUUCAUGAUGUCGCCAUGUGACUUUCGAGGCCUUUGCAUGUAACGACUAGCCACACUGACUGAGAACGCAAGGUCCGGUCGUGUGUGAAGUAAAUAUCGUAAACAUCCCACGUUUCUUCUGUAUUUCGUUGCGUCUAUCUCUUCUUCUUCUUCAGCUUUUGAAACCUUCAGACCAAACUCCAUUGGUAUCUUGGUCGCAUUACAUGUUUCUAAGCCGACUUCUUGUAGAACCUUUCUUGCGUAUGCUUCUUGCUUAAGUUCUAUUCCAUCAUUACCUUGAUGAACUUCUAUCCCAAGAUAAUAGGUGAGCUUCCCUAGGUCAGACAUCUCAAACUUCGAUGACAUCCCUUUCUUGAACUCAUUUAUAGUAUUGAUGCUGUUUCCGGUUAUAAAAAGAUCGUCUACGUAUAUCGCAACGAUAAGGAUCGCAUCCUUUUGUUCUUUGCGGUACACGGCAUUCUCCUUUGAGCAUCGAGUGAACUUCAUUCCUUUUAGCACUUGAUCUAGCUUAGUAUUCCAAGCUCGUGGAGCUUGUUUUAACCCAUAUAAAGCUUUUGAUAACUUGUAGACCUUCUUCUCCUUGCCUUUAGUUUCAAAACCUUCAGGCUGUUCAACGUACACAUCUUCCUUUAGCUCACCGUAUAGGAAAGCUGUCUUGACGUCUAAGUGAUGGAUUUGCCACCCGUGUGACGCUGCUAGAGCACUUAGAAGUCUUAUGGUUUCAAGUCUUGCAACCGGUGCGAAAACUUCAUCGUAGUCGAGGCCUGAUUCUUGUACGUACCCUUUAGCUACAAGCCUAGCUUUAAACUUCUUGAUAGUACCAUCAGCAUUCCUUUUGAUUUUGAAAAUCCACUUGAGACCAAUUACCUUAGCUCCUAUCGGUCUAUCAACAAGAUACCAUGUCUUGUUCUUGUUGAUUGAGUCUAUUUCUUCUCCACAAGCAUCAGUCCACUUUGACCACCCUUUUGCUUCUCGGUAGGUCCUUGGUUCGUCGUUUAUGGACAGAAGAAGACUCUCGAUGUCUAGUUCUGCUUGUAGAACAUAAUCAUCUAGGUACCGAGGUUUGUUGCUUUGUCGUGUUGAUUGCCGUGUUGGUUGUUGUUGAGGUUGAGGUUGAACAUCUUGAUCAAUAUCGUUCUCUUGAUCUUCGUUUUGUUCAUUGUGCUGAUCGUUGUUCUCUUGUUGUUGAUCUUCACCAUCGUUGAUCACAACCGGUCCUUGUCCUGCAUCAAUGACUUCUCCCCACUUCAUCUGGAACAUGCCUGGAUCUCGCGUUGCCCCAGUGUCUUUAUUCCAAUUCCAGCCUUUCUUUUCAUCAAACACGACAUCACGGUUUACUACAAUUCUUCGUGUUUCCGGAUUGUAAAGCCUAUAAGCUUUGGAUCCUGGCUCUGUUCCAAGAUGAACCAAAACCAACGAUCUGUCGUCUAGCUUCUUGAGCAUUGCACUGUCUAUCUUUGCAUAUGCUAAGCAACCGAAAACCCUUAUAUGGUUUAGGUUUGGUUUCUUUAUCCGCAAGCUUUCGUAUGGCGUCAUGUUCUUAAGAGCUCUCGUUGGUACUCUGUUGAUAAUAUAGGUUGAAUGUCGAACUGCUUCGCCCCAUAGGUAGUUUGGUACCUUCAUUGCCUUAAGGAUGCUCCGUGUCAUCUCCAUCAACGUCCUGUUCCUCCUUUCCACCACACCGUUUUGCUGUGGUGUGUAUGGUGCCGUAAGGUGUCUUUUGAUGCCGUUGUUGUCGCAGAAAUCUUUGAACUCUAAUGACGUGAACUCACCUCCUCGAUCAGUUCUUAGAGUCAUGAUUCUUGUGUUUAGAUCUCUCUCCACUAGCUCUUUAAACGCCUUGAAUCUACUGAAUGCAUCGCUCUUUUCUUUCAUCAAGAUAGACCACAUGUAUCUCGAGAAGUCGUCUAUUAUCACAAAUAUGUAUUUGUUAUUUGCGAUGGUAGAUGGCGUAAUAGGGCCACACAGAUCAGCAUGUAGUAGUUCCAAUGGUUUUGAAGCUCGGAAUGUAGCUGAUUUUGGGAAGGUUUGUCGAGUUUGCUUGCCCACCAAGCAAGACUCGCAAAGUCUUUUCUCGUCUUCUAUCUUAGGUAAACCUUGCACCAUCUCUUGUUGGGACAUCAACUUUAUUGUUUUAAAGCUUACAUGUCCUAACCUUGCAUGCCACUUCCACGUUUCAUCUUCUAGCUUUAGAUUUAGGCACAUAGGCUUGCCGAUCUUGAGUUUUAUCUUGUACAAUCUGUUUAGUGAUCUGGUUACUUUAACCAAUAAUCUCCCGUUUGGAUCGUGUACCGUUAGGUAGUCUAGUCUCAUCCUUACGUCGCAUCCCACUUCCGUAGCUUGUCCUAGACUUAGGAUGUUGCUCUUGAGAUCAGGAAUGUAGUAUAUGUUUGUAACUAGCUUUUGUUCUCCGGUUUUUCCUUGAAAUAUGAUUGAUCCUUUGCCUUCUAUGUUGACAUGCGAAUCAUCUCCAAAUUUCACUUUGCCUUUGAUAUUGCGAUUAAGUUCUGAAAAAUAUGACACAUUCCCUGUCAUAUGAUUACUGGCUCCGUUGUCUAAGUACCAAAUAUCUUCUUCUCCUUUCUUGGUUUCGUAUUUCUUUGGCACCAAGUUUUCUUCGUUUAAAAAUACAAUCUCGUGCAUGUAAAGGGAUGGAUCAGCUUCUUCUGUCUCCACUUUGUUUGCCUCUUGUAUCUUUUGGAGUCUCUCAGGACAUACGGAUGCAAAGUGGCCAUUCUUAUCACAUCGGAAACAAACAAUCUUUGAUCUGUCCUUCUUCUCCUUUUCUUGACUUUGAGUUUGAUUAUUUGUUGUGUCUUGUGAGUUUCCUCUGCCCCUUCCUCGUCCUCUGUAUCCUCUUCCUCCACGACCACGGCCUCUUCCUCGAGCUCCAUUGUUUUGAUAUGAAUCUGAAUAUAAGAGCUUUCCUUGUGUAUCUUGAUCGUCAUCAAGAAUUCUUUCUUCAUAAGCUUUCAAUCUCCCGAUUAUAUCUUCAAACGGAGUAGUAUUUAAAUCCAAAAUUUGCUCGAGAGAUGCUGUGAUCUGUAUGUACUUGCUCCUUGGUAGACUAUUUAAGAAUUUCUUCACUAGAAUAUUUUCUUCAAUGAUCUUUCCAAGUGCCGCUGAUUUAGACGCCAUCUCUGAUAACUUCCCCGAGAAGCUAUCUAUUGUGUCUGAAUCUUUCAUCUUGAUCCUGUCGAACUCAGUCAUGAGGGUUUGUAGACGUGCUUCUUUGACACGAUCAGCUCCUACGUUGCGUGCUUUGACCGCGUCCCAUAUCCCUUUGGAAGUCUCUUGCUCGCCAACUUGCAGUAUCAUAGACUCCGGGAUUGCUUGAAACAAUAAGCCAAUUGCGAUAUUGUUCUUGUCUAUAUCCUCCAUACCAGGUUCGAUGGUUUCCCAAACCUUAUAGAUCUUCAAUAAGACUUUCAUCCUCAUGCUCCAUACCGUAUAGUUUGUAGCGUUCAGUAUGGGGCAUUGGAUUGUUGGUGGUGUGAAUUCCUUAGUGCGUAUAAUGGUGUUGUCGUCUCCCAUGAUUGUAACCUAACGCUCUGAUACCAAAUAAAGUAGCUCGAACACACACACGAUUAUAAAGAACUUGCUCUCUUUAUUGAAUGCCUUAGAAAAUAUGCUCAAAACUAAAACACUCCUCUAUCGUUAUAUCAAUACCACAACUCGGUAUGUAUAUAUAUAUUAGAGUAGAUUUCCUUUUCCUAAUAGUUAUAGAUAACUCCUAAGACUACUAGGUUUAUCUUAAGCUUGUCUUAUCCUUAUCCAACUUGAUAAAGGAUAUCUUGAGCUUCAAGCUAUCAAAGCUUACCCAACACUGUGGUCUCUACAUUUCCUCCGUCUGCUUAAAACAGUUCAGUUUCCAAACCUCACAACUUGUCCCAACUCCUAUCACUACUCGGAUUCAUUACCCAAAGCCACAGACUUUCAAUAGAUCUGAAUGUGGGCACAAUCCAGUGAGGUUCUUUGCGAUACUCUCAAUGCAAAGAUCAGGAAGCGGCUGGUUCGAAACGUUGUUAAACAGUCACGACAACGUGAGUUCCAACGGAGAGAUCUUCUCGGUUUUGGACCGGAGAAGGAACGUUUCUUCAAUCGUUAAGACUCUUGAUAGAGUUUAUAAUCUGGAUUGGUUUACGAGCGCUUCGAAGAACGAGUGCUCUGCUGCGAUUGGGUUCAAAUGGAUGCUUAACCAGGGUUUGUUGGAUAACCACCAAGAGAUUGUUGAUUACUUUAACCGGAGAGGCGUCUCCGCUAUAUUUUUAUUCAGAAGGAAUCCUCUGAGGAGAAUGGUUUCUGUGUUGGCUAAUUCUUAUGAUCGCUACGCUAAGCUUUUGAAUGGAACACACAAGUCUCAUGUUCAUUCUCCUGAAGAGGCAGAUGCACUUUCUAGGUACAAACCUGUAAUCAACUCAACAUCGUUGAUCCAUGAUUUGCAUGAAACAGAGAGUUUAGCUGCAAAGGCAUUGGAAUAUUUCAAUACCACUCGUCAUAUGGUUGUAUUCUAUGAAGAUCUCAUAACAAAUCGAACGAGACUGGAACAAGUUCAAGAGUUUUUGAACAUUCCUGUGAAGAAUUUGUCGAGCAGACAGGUGAAAAUACAUAGAGGGGAUUUGUCAGAUCACAUCAAGAACUGGGAAGAUAUAAACAAGACGUUGAAUGGGACUGAGUAUGAGAAGUUUCUACGAGCAGAUUACUAAGUGUUUUUUUUUUCUUUUAAUUAUGCCAUGACUCUUUUCUUCUACGUUUAAUUAAAGGUUUUGCAAAAUGCAAAAUGCAAAAUAGGGGGUCUUUCUUGUUUUGGAACUUAUAUAUUAGCAACUGGCUUGUAUAGGGGACUGGAAGAUGUUUGCUUUUGGAGUUAAUUGCUCCCUUUUAGAGAUCAACGUGAAAAUUCUUUCUUAAA